CGCAUGAACAAAUUUUGUUAAGAUUUGGGACAUUGUAAGAUAAGAUAAACCAAUUUGAAGUAAUAAUAACAUAUAGGAUGUCACAAAAAACUGUAAUAGUAACAGGAUUUGGUCCAUUCGAUGGUCACAGUGUAAAUGCUAGUUGGGUUUCCGUACAAGAAUUAGCUAGCUUAGGAUUAACAGAUGAUAUAGAUCUUAUAAUAAGUGAAAUACCUGUUGAAUAUUGUACUGUUAAAACAAUAAUACCUUCAUUAUGGAAACAACAUAAUCCUCAUUUGGUUGUUCAUGUCGGGGUAUCCACUUAUGUUCAAGAACUUACAUUAGAACAACAAGCACACAAUGAUGGUUAUGAUAAACAUGAUAUAUCUGGUAGCUGUCCACCAACACAAUGUUGUGUAGAAGGAGCUGAUACUUGUAUUAAAUCAGAUAUUGAUAUGCAAAAUAUCUGUAAUGAAGUUAAUAAUAUGCCAAUUAAAAUUAAAACGGUUGUAUCUUAUGCUGAUACAGGAAGAUACCUGUGUGAUUACGCAUACUACCAAUCACUACACAUUGAUAAACGAAAGGCAGCAUUUAUACAUGUUCCUCCUUUGGGCUGUCCAUAUACAGCAGAAGAAAUUGCUGAAGGCCUUAGAGCAGUUAUACUAUCUAUAUUAAAUCAGUUAUAAUUAAUAACAUGACCAAUAUUAUUUAAAUAAAAAUAUUAGAGAAUCAUUUACCUCAAUAGUAAUAUGCUCUUGAAAAAUAAAUAAAUUUAAUGUUUACAUUAAUUUAAUAAUAAUGUG
Molecule: messenger RNA, 782 nt
Organism: Patella vulgata (common limpet)
Lineage: Eukaryota; Metazoa; Mollusca; Gastropoda; Patellidae
Product: pyroglutamyl-peptidase 1-like
Exons: 4
Coding region: 78-665 (195 amino acids)
Biological process (GO): proteolysis
Cellular component (GO): cytosol
Molecular function (GO): pyroglutamyl-peptidase activity
Source: RefSeq, a predicted model, not a curated record